GUGACCCCUACUGUAGACCAUCUGCUGCAACAGAUUGAAUCAGCCACAGACAGCGACAGUGUCAAGCUACUGGCUCUGUUGACCCUGGGAGAAAUCGGGUGCAAAAGCGACCUGUUUUUGCACGACGGGGUGGAGCAUGCGCUACAAACGGCCUUCAACCACCCCAGUGAGGACAUCAAACUGGGAGCGGCUCAUGCUUUGG
Molecule: messenger RNA, 202 nt
Organism: Sphaeroforma arctica JP610
Lineage: Eukaryota; Ichthyosporea; Ichthyophonida
Exons: 1
Source: RefSeq, a predicted model, not a curated record